GCGGCAAAUGGAGGGGGUGCUCGCAGAAACGCUGCUGUCGCAGGUCCCGGACCCCCGGGUCCUGGUGGGAGCGCUGUGCCGCGGGGAGGCUUCCGUGGAGCGCGUGGAGGCGCUGCGCUUCCUUCUGCAGCGGCUGGAGGACGAGGCGGCGCGAGACGGCGGCGGCGGCGGCGGCGCGGGCGCGCUCCCGGAGGCUGCGCUCGAGGCGGCCGCCGGGUACCUGGUCCCGCUGCUGCGGGGCCCGCGGAGUCAACCGGCGGGGAACCGGGACGCCGGCCCGCGGGCCCGCCAGCGCCGACGGCUGCUGCGGGCGGCGGGCGCGGCGCUGCGCUCGUGCGCCCGCCUGGCCGGGAGCCCGCAGCUGGCGGCCCGCGUGGCGGAGGAGGCGCUGAGCGACCUGCGGGCCGGGCAGCCGCCGGGCGGCGUGGACGGCGGCGGGUGGGAGGCGGCCGUGGAGGUGCUGGCGGCCGUCGUGCCGUGCCUGCGGCCCCUGGAGGACGGGCCGCUGCUCGAGCGCGCGGGGCAGGCCGCCCUCACUCUGGCGCUGGACUGGGACGAGGCCGGGCCCGCCGGGGCCGAGGCGGAGGCGCUAGUGGCCGGGCGGCUGCUGCCCGCGCUGGGCCAGUGCGGCGGCGCUGCGCUGCGGGCCGUGUGGGCCGGCCUGCUGGACCCCGGGGCGCCCGCGGGGUCGGGCCGCGUCGGGCCGCAGCUGCUGGUCCUGAGCGCCCUGGCCGAGAUGCUGCUGCCGGAGCCCGGCGCCGAGACGGGCCCGGACGCCCGCAGCAGUGGGCGGUUCUGGAAGACGGUGCAGACCGGGCUGGCCCACGCCCAGGACGCGCUGGCGCGCAAGCGAGCGCGCUACCUGCUGCGGCGCGCGGUGGAGGUGUCGGCCGAGCGGGGCGCCCACUGCGCCUGCGGUCCCCGGGAAAGACACGGUCCCACUCUGUUUUGGUGGUCUGAGAAGAAAAAAGAUGAACUGCUGAAGUUUUGGGAAAACUAUAUUUUAAUCAUGGAAACCUUAGAAGGAAAUCAGAUACAUGUUAUAAAGCCGGUUUUACCAAAGCUAAACAAUCUGUUUGAAUAUGCAGUGUCAGAGGAAAAUGGAUGUUGGCUCUUUCAUCCAUCCUGGCAUUUGUGUAUUUAUAAAAGAAUGUUUGAAAGUGAAAACAAAAUCCUGACCAAGGAAGGUGUUACCCACUUUCUAGGGCUGUAUGAAACAAAGCUGCUUCCAUUUUCACAAGAAUUUUCUGAGUUUAUUAUUGGACCAUUAAUGGAUGCACUUUCUGAAAGCUCACUAUAUAGCAGGUUUCCGGGCCAACCCAUAGGAAGUGGUUCUCCACUAGGAUUGAAAUUACAGAAGUUUUUAGUCACUUAUAUUUCUCUUCUUCCAGAAGAAAUAAAAAGCAGUUUCCUUUUAAAGUUUAUUCAGAAGAUGACAAGUAGACAUUGGUGUGCAAUCCCUAUUUUGUUUAUAUCUAAGGCUUUGGCAGGUAUCCCAAGAUGUAAAGCUCUGGGUCUUGAAGGGCUUCUUGCACUCAGGGAUGUUCUUCAGUGUACUAUGAUCACACAUCAGAUUCUGCUGAGAGGGGCAGCUCAAUGCUAUCUUCUUCAGACAGCUAUGAAUUUGGUUGAUGUGGAGAAAGUGUCACUUUCCGAUGUCUCAACUUUUCUCAUGUCUCUGAGACAAGAGGAGUCCUUAGCACGAGGAACAUCACUGUGGAGAGAGCUCUGUGAUUGGUUACAUGUUAAUGAAAGCAGUUUUAGGAGAUCUUCAUCUGGUAGCUCCAUUGAACUACAUGAGACAUCCUAUUUAAAUGCUUAUGUAAAGAACCUAGUUCAAGAAUAUAUUAAAUCACCUACUUGGGAAACAGGAGAAAACUGCUUUGUACCUGAUUGGUUUGAAGCUAGGCUCAUUGCUAUGAUGGUCUUAUUGGCAGUUGAUGUGGAUGGAAUGAAGACAAUUCAGCAUAGUGAAAAGCAGCGAACACAAAAUGUUUUGAGGAUAUUCUUAGAUCCUCUACUGGAUGCCCUUAUGAAGUUUGGUACAAAUGCCUACAUGCCCUUGCUGAAAACCGACAGAUGCCUCCAGUUGCUAUUGAAGUUAUUGCAUACUUGCUUGUUGAAAGGUUCCAGAACCCAAGAUGAUGAAGUAUUUACUGUUCUUCAGAACUUUGUCAUGUCUACUUCAGAGAGUAUUUCUCAGUUUAUACUCAGAAGACUUACUAUGAAUGAACUAACUAGUAUUUCAGAUCUGGAUCGCUGUCAUUUAUACCUGAUGGUAUUAACUGAGCUUAUAAAUCUCCAUUUGAAGAUUGGGUGGAAAAGCGAUAACCCUAUUUGGAGAGUUAUUUCUCCUUUGAGAAAUGUAUCUAUUCAAAAUCUUCAAGAGACGGACGAUGAACAGGAACCGACACUUGGUAGACAGAUUCAGAGAGUCAUUAGUAUGGCCUCCUUGGCCAUGUUGUGUGAGACCACUGACCACAAGCCUGACAUGCAGCUGGACCCCUUGGAUGCAGGACCCACUGACAGGUUCCUUGCUUCUCUACAGUUCAAUCAGACAUUGCAUAAACCCCACACAGAGGAGCAAAGCAGUUUCUUUGAAGAAUCUUUACCUUCCCAAGGAUGGGGAAAAAUAGUUGCACAGUAUAUUCAUGAUCAGUGGGUCUGCUUCUCUUUUCUGUUGAAAAGAUAUCACACUCUUAUUCCAACAUCAGAAGGUGAAAUUCUGGAACCCAUUUUACCUGCUGUUCAAAUGCCAGUAAGGACUUUACAGUUUGCACUAGAAGCCCUCACAGUUCUUCCUUCUGAUCACGUUUUACCUGUGUUCCAUUGCAUGAAAAUUUUGGUUCCUAAGCUUCUGACAUCCUCUGAAUCACUCUGCAUCGAGUCUUUUGACAUGGCUUGGAAAAUUAUAUCUUCUUUAAGCAAUACUCAGUUGAUAUUCUGGUCUAAUUUAAAAGCUUUUGUUCAUUUUGUUUUUGAUAUGAAAGUUCUUACCAUUGCUGCAAAAAUCAAGGGCCAGGUGUAUUUCAAAAUAAAAGAGAUUAUGUCCAAUGUAAUCGAAAUGUCUGCUACAAAAACUGGCGUCUUCAAUGUACUAAUAAGUUAUUGCUGCCAGUCUUGGAUAGUUUCUGCUUCAGAUGUGUCCCAAGUAUCAUUAUCAAGUGCUAAAAAUUAUAGUGAACUUAUCCUUGAGGCUUGUUUGUUUGGAACUGUGUUUAGGCAUGAUCAAAGACUUAUUCAGGAUAUACAUACCUUCGUAGAAAAUCUUGGGCAUGAAUGUGCAGCUAACAUUAUUAUUGAAAAUACUAAAAGAGAAGACCAUUAUGUGAGAAUUUGUGCAGUCAAAUUCCUCUGUUUAUUGGAUGGAUCAAAUAUGUCUCAGAAGUUGUUUAUAGAAGACCUUGCAAUCAAGCUCUUAGACAAAGAUGAAUUUGUGUCUAAGUUUAGAACAUGUUACUAUGUAAAUUCUCAACAACAUCGAGUGAAAAAUCGAAUAUGGCAGACUCUGCUCAUCCUUUUCCCGAGAUUUGAUCAGAAUUUCUUGAAUAGAAUUAUUGACAAGAUUUUCGAGGCUGGUUUUGUCAGUAAUCAAGCAUCCGUAAAAUAUUUUAUAGAAUGGAUUAUUAUAUUGACUCUUCAUAAAUUUCCUCAGUUCCUUCCAAAGUUCUGGGAUUGCUUUUCAUAUGGUGAAGAAAACCUUAAAACAAGCAUUUGCAUAUUUUUAUCAGUUCUGUCACAUUUUGACAUCAUUACUGAAAAUAUUCCAGAAAAGAAACUAAUUCUGAAGCAAGCCCUUAUUAUCACACUGAAGUGGUGCUUCAACCAUAAUUUUAGUGUACGUUUGUAUGCACUAGUUGCGCUUAAGAAAAUCUGGAGUAUGUGCAAAAUGUUGCAUAUUGAAGAAUUCGAUGCUUUGACUUCUGUUAUUGAAUCAAGCCUUAAUCAGGUGGAAAAUAUGCAUGGAGCUGGGAAUGCCAAGAAGAAUUGGCAGCGCAUUCAAGAACAUUUCUUUUUUGCAACAUUUCACCCACUUAAGGAUUAUUGUCUGGAGACUAUAUUUUACACCCUUCCACGCCUUUCAGGCCUUAUUGAAGAUGAAUGGAUCACCAUUGGUAAAUUUACCAAAUUCACUGAAAUUCCUUUAGAUGCAGAAUUUCAGUGGUACAAUUCUUCAACUCAACUUUGUGAAUUAAAUGCAGGUGACUGGUCUCAGCAGGACAUAGGUUCUAACUCAGGAGAAGCAGAUAACCAAUCAGACUGGACUGAUGUUCAGAAGAAGAUUAUCCCAUGGAAAAAUUAUGUUCCAGAGUUAGAUCUGGAGUUAGUUCUUCAGGAUCGUGCUGCCAGACUUGGAAAGUUGAUUACCAGACUGAUUGUUGUAGCCUCACUCAUUGAUAAGCCAACCAAUUUGGGAGGACUGUGCCGGACCUGUGAGGUUUUUGGGGCCUCAGUGCUCGUUGUUGGUAGUCUGCACUAUAUCAAGGAUAAACAGUUUCAGCACCUCAGCGUUUCAGCAGAACACUGGCUUCCUUUAGUGGAGGUAAAACCACCUCAAUUGCUUGAUUAUCUGCAGCAGAAAAAAGCAGAAGGUUAUACUAUCAUUGGUGUGGAACAAACUGCCAGAAGUGUAGAUCUGACUCAAUACUGCUUUCCUGAGAAAUCUCUACUUUUGUUGGGAAAUGAACAUGAAGGAAUUGCAGCAAAUCUGAUCCAACAAUUGGAUGUCUGUGUGGAAAUUCCUCAACAGGGAAUUAUUCGCUCACUUAAUGUCCAUGUGAGUGGAGCUCUCCUGAUUUGGGAAUAUACCAGACAACAGCUGCUUAAGCAUGCAGACAAUGUAUGAUGAAGUGUGUGCUUUAUGUGAGACGAAUUAUUGGUGCUAUUGGAACAUUUUUGGAAAUGCUUUGGACUAACAAUUAUGACAUUUACUAGGAAGAACUUUAUUUUAUUUUUUUGCAGUGUGAUGCCAAAACUUUUUCAUGUGCCUUAAAUAUAAGAUGUCCAAUUUAAUAAACAUUUAUUUAGCUAAAUUG
Messenger RNA from Sorex fumeus (smoky shrew), 5036 nucleotides. It is a transcript of the gene TARBP1, whose product is annotated as TAR (HIV-1) RNA binding protein 1. The coding region runs from base 8 to 4846 and encodes 1612 amino acids. Gene Ontology annotation, biological process: tRNA methylation. Lineage: Eukaryota; Metazoa; Chordata; Mammalia; Eulipotyphla; Soricidae. Gene Ontology annotation, molecular function: tRNA (guanine) methyltransferase activity; RNA binding. The record is from RefSeq and is a predicted model, not a curated record. The transcript has 30 exons.